GUCACUCGUCACUCGGGAACAGACGUCGUCAAUCGUGACAUUUUUGUUUGUUUAGCAGUCAACUCAACCGAAGUAUUUCUGUUUUAUAUAAUCUUAUGUGUAGUCUAGAUUUAGAUGAAUUUAUUCGCACAUCAGGAUAAUAAAUAAUUAUUGAACCAGAGCAGACAAUGAAGACUGGUGGACCUGAAAGAGUAAAUAUGAGAGUGUGGUGGUCAUUCACAGUCAUCUUUUCUAUGAUACUUUCUGACAUGGCUGGCAUUGUAGCCUCGUCAGGUUCUGACGUUGAUCCAAAUGGAUACAUAGUAUAUUGUCCUUGCAUGGGCCGUUUUGGCAACCAAGCAGAUCAGUUUCUGGGCUCUCUGGCAUUUGCGAAAGCCGUCAACAGGACUCUAAUCCUACCUCCAUGGGUGGAGUACCGCAGAAUGCAUAGAAAUGCUGUGAUGGAGCCGUUUGACUCGUACUUCCAAGUGGGUCCUCUCCAGGAAUACCAUCGUGUCACCACUAUGGAGACAUUCAUGCAAGAUCUUGCCGAUACUGUGUGGCCACCGGAGAAGAGAAAAUCUUUCUGCUAUAUGGCUCGGCAUGGCAAAGACAAAGGUGCUGAAUGCAACGCCAAGGACGGUAACCCAUUUGGUCCCUUCUGGGACUGGUUCAACAUCGACUUUCGUGGGUCGGUGCUUUACGAGCCGCUGUUUUACGACACCCACAGACCCAAAGAGAUGGAGGAGUGGAGAAGAAGAUUUCCCAGCUCUGAGUACCCAGUCUGGGCAUUUGUGGGACCUCCAGCCGCCUUCCCUGUGACAUCUGCCAACGCCAAACUGCAGCGAUACGUCAAGUGGUCAGAGACAUAUGCAGAACAGGCAUCAGCGUUCAUCAAAAAGAACAUUCCAGAAGGCCCAUUUGUUGGCAUCCAUUUGCGCAAUGGACCAGACUUUGAGAGGGCCUGUGAGCAUGUCACCACGUCCCCCAACAUGUUUGCAGCCAAGCAGUGUGUGGGUGAGCGAGGCCAGUACGGGCCCACCACUCAUGAGAUGUGCUUCCCAUCAGCUAAAACCAUCACCGAACAGGUCAAGAAAGAGGUACUGAGAAUCGGAGCUAGCGCAGUGUUUAUUGCUACUGACUUUAAGGAUCUUAGGGACGAGCUGUCAAAAGCUUUGCCUGAGGUGAAAUUGGUGAAACAGGAUGAGCCAGCGUCCCCGAUGUUAGACCUGUCGAUUCUGGGUCGUGCCGAUCAUUUCAUUGGCAACUGUAUCUCCACUUUCACUGCAUUCGUCAAGCGAGAGCGGGACGUCUCUUCCUUACCUUCGUCAUUUUGGGCUUUUGAGAAAAAAGUGAAAGAAGAGUUAUGAAGAGAUUGCCACCCAUUUUUUUAGUUGAAGUGUGCCAGGAGCUGAGUUCUUUCUUGUAUGGUCUCCAUUUCUAGACUUUUUGUUAAAAAUAUUGUCCCAAAAAAAUUUGAAUUUCAUUUUGUACUAAAUCCCAUUUGCUCUACUGGAAUGCAGUGCUUUCAAAGGGAUUUACAUCAAAAUGGAAGACAUUGAGUAAGCAGAAGAUAGCACUAUGUCCUAGCACUAUGUCCUCUGUCAUAACUUAAGUUACUGAUGUUUGCACUUGUUUCCUGAUAGAUAUAUAUAUAUACAUCUAGUGGUAUGAUGCUGUGACAGUAUACAGGGUGUCCCAAAAGUUGUGUGCCGUCCUACCUUUCAAGAAAACAGCUUAAUGUCUAUAAUACAUGCUUGAAUUGAGCUCCCUCAGCUACAAAACAAGCAUCAAAUCUUUCAAGACAGUCAUCUUUUAUGCGCCUCAGUGUUUCUGGCAUGAGCUUUUGGCACCUUAUAGUUAUUGCUUCCCUGAAAUCGUCAGCAGAAUGGUGCGUGACUUGUAUGAAAAUUUUCAGGAUGGGGCGUGACUUUUGAGACACCCUGUAAUUUGUGAGUCGACAUGAUUAUCAAUGUGAACUUGGCUUUAGCAUUUAAGCAUCUAUAAAACUGUGUCUUUGAAUCAAGCAAAGUGCGACCGCUUCAGUCCACAAGUGGAAUAUCUGUUUGAUAGUUAAAACCACACAAACCUAUACCAUACAAGCAAUCGAACAAUUAGCAAAACUGCUGUAAUGAUGAAAAGUCUUUUACAAAAUCUGUUUGAUAAAACCAAGAAUGCCUCAUUUGAAUACAAGAAAAAGCUUCAGUUGUCCAGGCCUGUUGAAAGUGCCUUAUGUGGAUUGCUUCAUUCAUAGAAACAAGACUUCUAGGCAUUCACUGGCUGACCCAUCGUGAGACUACAUUUACAAUGCCGAUGACAAUUUUUAUACACAUGUGGUUUACCACGCUGAAUUUAUAAGGUCGUCUCUUUUCUCUCUUUGUAUAGUGUAAAUGUCGCUUGUUGGCGUACUUCGUAAUUUUUAGACUUCCGAUGUUUAACGGUCAAGUAUGCUUUAACGUGAAACAUCUACAGUGGAGUCUACUUAAACCGAGUGUAUGAUUAAUGAGGAAACAACAGUGAACAAACAAAAAAUGGAAUCUCUGAUUUUUUUUCUUUGAUAUUUGAAAAACCACUCUAAGCUGACAAUAUGGCUUUACCGAAGAAAAUACCGCUGUCACACAUAUUUCGGUUUAUAAAUGCAGGCUACACUGUAUUUCGUCAUUUUAAGACUUUGUUUUAUGGCCAGCCAAGUUCGCUCUAACUUGGAACAACGGAAUCCAUUUGAAGAACUCUGGGUUUUUCAAGUAAGUAGAAUGAGAGUUAAAGGUUUCUUGUGCCAUACUCCUUAAAUCCAGUAAAGUUUUUAUAGUGUGUGAAAGUAGUCUUGUAGUAUAUGAAAUAUAUCACUGAAAACAUAAAUGCACUGAGUUUUUAGCUUGCUGCUCCGAGAAUUUCCUGUUAAUUUUAUUAAAAACAUGUAGAUUUUCUUUACUGCCCAGGAUUAUAGAAUUUUUAUUGGCAUUGACUACUGAGAUGAUAAUUGAUUAAACUAAAAUAUCAAUUACAAUUACAACGCCAUUCAAAUAAGCUGUGAAAGGUUGGGGGGGAUGGGGGGGGGCUUACCUUUUUUUAAAAAGAAAGCAGACAUAUUACAUGUGCCAAGAAAAAUUUACCAUGUGACACUCACGUGUGAAUCUCACACACUCACUAAAAAUGCAUCUUUUUUUGAAGAUUUGUGACGUCUCCUUUGAAUCAAAUUUGCUGGUUAUUUUCAAGCAUGCUGUUGGGUUUUUUUUCUGCCUGCUGUGCCAGGCAAUAUUUACUGUUGGUAUGCACAUGUCUCUAAAGAUUUAAUCUGCAAAUUUUGCUACAAAAUUGCUUCUUAUCACAUUAGGCAACUACGAUUGUUUCUACAAUAAGAAUGUAUGUAUCAUCAUGUCACCUGUGAUUUUAAUUUGUGUUUUUGUUGUCCAUACUACUUGUGGAAGCCUUGAUCCAGCCAUGCAGUAAGUCCUGGGAAUGCUUUUAUUGAUCUUUAUGUGAUCUCAAAGACAACAUAGUAUCAAAAUGAUAUACAUACAUUCAAACCUUGUUAUACCGCCUCCCAUUAUACCACCAACCCCACUUACGUCCAGGUUUUGCCAAUGUCCGAAAAGGAAUGCCUUUAUACAAAUAUUUACAUCUUCACACCACCAUCCACCAACUGUCUGACUUGUACGGUCCUUUUUAAAGGAAAAUGUAAAUUUGCUUCACAAUACCGCCAGCGAAUUGGCCACCAGAGGUUCACACAACACACAGUGCACUACAGCCAUUGGUAGCUGCUUGAUAAUCUCUUUCCCACACAGGUUCCUGCAGGUCCGGUCUAUUUCAAGAAUUUCUGGCAGAUUUUCUUUUAAUUUGUGCUGAUUAUGAAAAUGCUAUUUCAAUUUUUAGACUUUGGUAAAUGUAUAUAUUUAGAAAAGAAAUUGAAAUUUAAUUUUAAAGUCGCUUGGAGAAACUUCAAAGGAACUGCACCACCUCGGCCUAUCAGCAAGAUAUGUGGCUUUGGAAAGUUCAACUGGAGAUGUACAUAUGUAAUUGGCUGCUACUAAUUUUUCCCCUGUGCAUGGCAAUCAUGCAAGACAGAGAUCUAGAUGAGGCAAGACUGACCACAGUUUGUCUCUGGUCUCUACCACUAAUCAAGAUGGCAGUCAGUGCUCUCCCAUUAUACCCCCAGCUCCACUGUAUGCUGACUUCAUGCUAGUCCCAUGGUAGGGAGUAUGACAGGGUUUGACUGUAUAUAUCGCAUUUUUGUAUGCCACAAACUCCCGCUCAACAGAAAGUUCUAUGUGCUGUAAAAGUAAAAUCUAUAAAUUAUAAUGUUACUUCAAUAGACCUGAUAGCAUUCUGAAACAAUUUCAACUUCCUGGGAAAGAAAAAAAGUGAAACAUGCAUAGCUCUCGCUGAGUCAGCUUAAUGAUGAUCGCAUGUUAAAUAAAUUCUGACUUUAAACAAAUGAAAGUUGUUGCAAGUUCUAAGCCAUCCUUGGAAUUUGUAGCAAUAUCGGGCAAUUUUAGUCAUACAUGUAUGCUGGGGGGGGGGGGGUUCUUUGAGCCUGCCUGUGGUUAACCAAAAGUCAUGGUCCCAGUAAAUUCACAGGACUGUAAGAAGGCUGCUGUACAUAUAUAUUGUUGUUACUGCAAGCUGUGACUGGGUUAUUUAUUUGGUUUUGCUCAGUAAUGUGAUUCUUAAAGGAUUGUGGUCUAUUACAUGUAUACAUUAUCCAAAUAUUGGUGCGUCAUGAGUUUGUUGGACGUUUUGUUCAUUUACAGUAUAACACGGAUAGUUCGAAUUUGUCGGGACCGGCCUCGAUAGUUCGAGGGAUCUGUCGUUCAAGGAAUAUCUUUACUAAGAUAGAGAAGGGAAAAAAAUGUACCGAAGGCACAGUUCAACUUCAACGGAUGCGUGAUUUCAAGUCUUCUGUCUUAUAUUGUGUUGCAAGUGCCGUUAAACACUUACAUUUGUACUAUAAAGCUAAAACUUCUGUGUUCGACCUAUCAAUGGUAUACUGCAGUUCACAUUUUGUCGGGGGGGGGGGGGGUUGUUUUGUUUUUUGCAUUUGUUUUAAUUUUGUAGUACAGCUUAUACUAAGUUCAAAUUGUAAUUCAUUCCAUUUGUGAAAUUUAAUUUUUUUUUUUUUUUUUGGGGGGGGGGGAGUGGUUGUACUGAAACUGACUGCUGGUGGCAGGUAAAUGGCUUACAAUUGACUGUAUAUUGUGCUAUUUUUUAGAAAAAUAAAGUUAUUUAACUUUAAA
Messenger RNA from Aplysia californica (California sea hare), 5213 nucleotides. RefSeq names its product GDP-fucose protein O-fucosyltransferase 1. The transcript is spliced from 9 exons. Gene Ontology annotation, molecular function: peptide-O-fucosyltransferase activity. The record is from RefSeq and is a predicted model, not a curated record. Gene Ontology annotation, biological process: Notch signaling pathway; protein O-linked glycosylation via fucose. NCBI's taxonomy places the organism in Eukaryota, Metazoa, Mollusca, Gastropoda, Aplysiida, Aplysiidae. The coding region runs from base 168 to 1349 and encodes 393 amino acids.